GUGAACCCCGUUUUGUUUCUAACGUUAAUGUAAGCCAUCUUGCUUCAAGACGCCGAUCGUUACUUUUUUCAUUAGUAUAUUUUAAACUUUAUUUUCAGGGAAUAUCGAGUAUAUUAAGUGUGGAAAUACAAAAGUCUACGUAAAUAAAUAAUUAUUCAGUAUGGUAGGGACAAGGGUCUAUGUCGGUGGGCUUCCAUACGGCACCAGGGAAAGAGACCUUGAGAGAUUUUUCAGAGGCUACGGUCGAUUUCGCGAUGUCCUCAUCAAGAAUGGUUAUGGCUUUGUUGAAUUUGACGACUACAGAGACGCGGAUGACGCUGUUUACGAAUUAAACGGAAAGGAACUUUUAGGCGAGAGAAUUACUGUAGAGAGGGCCCGGGGUACACCUAGGGGUAGUGACCAGUGGCGCUAUGGUGACUCCCGUGGUGGUUAUGGGGACUCGAGGCGAUCUGCUGUAAUAUUACGUUUUCAUCGCAUGAGAAGCCGAGACGAAAUGCGGCACGACAGAGAUAGUGUGAACAGAAACACGAGGACUGCAUCUAGCUACAAGCAAUCAUUGCCCAGAUAUGGACCGCCAACCCGGACCGAGUACCGCCUGACCGUGGAGAACCUGUCGAGUCGCGUUAGCUGGCAGGAUUUGAAGGAUUACAUGAGACAAGCUGGCGAAGUUACAUACGCAGAUGCACACAAGCAACGCAGAAAUGAAGGAGUAGUAGAAUUCGCUACAUACUCAGACUUGAAGAAUGCAAUUGAAAAAUUAGAUGACACGGAACUGAAUGGCCGCCGAAUUCGUUUGAUCGAAGACAAGAGACGUGGACGCCGUUCAAGAUCCUCCAGUUCCAGGUCAAGAUCACGAUCAAGGUCUCGAUCUCGCCGUCGAUCCCGCUCCCGCUCAAGGAGCCGUCGCAGCUCUAGAAGCCGUAGUCGCCGAAGCAGCCGAUCUAAAUCCAGAGCCCAUUCAAAAUCGAAAUCAAAGUCCAAAUCCAAAUCUCCGGAACGUAGCCGCUCCCGAUCAAAGUCCAAAUCAAGAGACCGCUCAAAGUCGAAAUCUAAGUCAAAGUCCAAAUCCAGAUCUCGUUCUAGGUCCAAGGCUGAGAGGUCAAAGUCCAGGUCGCAGUCCAAGUCCAAAGCGAAGUCACCAUCAAAGGAGAGAUCAAGCCGGGAACGUUCCAGGGGAGACAGAUCGAGAUCACGAUCAAUGAGCAAGCACAGUAAGAGCCGUAGCCGUUCACAUUCGCCAAUGAAUGGAGACAAAUCACCGGAUUCAAAAAUGAAGGACGAUUAAACGCGCGCGCGCAUACGAGAAAAAAAAGUGUGUGAAAGUCGUUAUAAUUCAGAUUUAAGUCCAAUUUUCCUUAUUUCCACUUUUUUUUUUUACAUAAUUGAUAACAUCCAAGAAGCCAAUUUUUGUCAACUUCUUUUUUUUUGGUUUUAAUUAAGGUUUUUUUUUGCUUUUUUAAAUUUUUACACCUUAAUUAAUAAUUGUAGAUUUAUCAUCAUGUCACCUUUAAUUGAUUUUUGAUUUCUAUACUUUAUUAUACAUUUGAAAAGAAAGAGAAAAAUUCACCCUGCACCAAAUUUGAAAAGCUUCUGACUAAUAAGUUUAUAUAUAUUGUAAUCUAAAUUUUUAAUUAGAUUAUUAUUAUUAUUAUUAUAAUUCUUGAAAAAAAACACUCGAGAGACCUGUAUGAGUCAUGCAUUUAGAUGAGAAUAGAAAAGAAAGAAAGAAAGAAAGAGUAAAAGUAAAAAAAACUGAAGGUUUUUCUUUGAAAAAAACCUUAAUUGGACUCUACACAAUUUUUGAUGUAUCGCCGUAUGUCAUAAGAAUUUCCCUUUAAUGGCUUUUUGUAUAUAUUCCAGACAAUUACAAUAAUUUAAGGGAAUAUUAAUAUGUGAUGUGUAUUAAAUUUAGCGGUAAGUCUUGAAACAAUAAAGACAACACCCUAAUAAAGAACAAGAAAAUUAAA
Molecule: messenger RNA, 1967 nt
Organism: Leptopilina heterotoma
Lineage: Eukaryota; Metazoa; Arthropoda; Insecta; Hymenoptera; Figitidae
Gene: B52
Product: serine-arginine protein 55
Exons: 13
Coding region: 161-1285 (374 amino acids)
Biological process (GO): alternative mRNA splicing, via spliceosome; mRNA splice site recognition
Cellular component (GO): cytoplasm; nucleus; ribonucleoprotein complex
Molecular function (GO): mRNA binding
Source: RefSeq, a predicted model, not a curated record